AAGUCAGUCUGUCAGUCAGUCAGUCAGUCAGUCACUUUAUUCUGUCUAGUCUUAACAUACGAGGAAUGUACCACAAGCAUUGUGGAUUUGUUCUGUUCUGGCUGUAUGCCUGCGCUUUAAUGGCUCUCAGUGGACUAUUUUGCAGCAAUGGGACAAUUCUGACAGCUCCAUCAGGGGAGAACAGAACAGAUUUAGAUCCCCCCUCGCGUCUGGAGGUACAUUGCUGGUCUCCAAGUUACCCCUUCAAAGUCCUAUGCUCUUGGCUGGAGUUGCCACAGACCCAGCUGGUCACUCACUACAUCGUCACCUACAGUGUCAAGGGCGGGGAGAUCCAGCAGUGCCAUCCCCACCCGGUCUCCAUGGCAUCUCUCUCCAUCCCUGAGUCCUCUCUACCCAGGGAAAACAACUCCUCCGCAAGGACAAUGUGGCGCUGUGUCCUAGAAGACCUGAAGCUCUACACCUCUUACCAACUAAACGUCACAGCGGUCAACACUGCGGGCAGCGCCUCCCACCUGCAGCUCUUCACUCUAGAGGACAUUGUGAAACCAGACCCCCCUGUGAAUGUCACUGUGCAAGUUGUACCUGGGAAACUGAAGCUGUUAGUAAAGUGGGACCCUCCCCCUUCCUGGUCUGACCACACCCUCUUCCCGCUCAUGUACAAAGUGAGAUACCAGUGGGAGAACAAGGGCGUCUCGCAUGCGAUAACAUUGGAUCCGUUUGAGAACACCCAGAAGGUUUUGCCUGGCCUGUCUCCUGGGAGAUCAUACCUGGUUCAGGUGUGUUCCAUGGAGCACAUGGGGAUGGGCCAGAGCAGUAACUGGAGCCCACCCGUUACUGUCACUAUGCCAUGAGACUGAUGCCCAGCUGAUAUUGUACAUACACAUACAGCACCAGUCAAAAGUUUUUGUAGGGAAGGGUGUGACCUUAAUGGGUAAAUGUACCCAAACAUUUGACUGAUACUGUAUACACAUAGAUCUUACACAUAGAUCACACAAAUGUACAUCAAUAUAAUCUGGAUUAGCAAUGAAAUUGACACUUUAUUUGAAACAUUUUGUGAUAUAAAUGCUAACUAAAGCAAUACAAAUGUAUUUAACACAAAAUUGGCUACAGCAACUUAAUAAAGCACGG
Esox lucius (northern pike) is the source of this 1128-nucleotide messenger RNA. RefSeq names its product Epstein-Barr virus induced 3 (gene ebi3). NCBI's taxonomy places the organism in Eukaryota, Metazoa, Chordata, Actinopteri, Esociformes, Esocidae. The record is from RefSeq and is a predicted model, not a curated record. The transcript has 5 exons. Gene Ontology annotation, cellular component: membrane; external side of plasma membrane; signaling receptor complex. Gene Ontology annotation, biological process: cytokine-mediated signaling pathway. Gene Ontology annotation, molecular function: cytokine binding; cytokine receptor activity. The coding region runs from base 66 to 851 and encodes 261 amino acids.